Messenger RNA from Mercenaria mercenaria, 1660 nucleotides. RefSeq names its product complement C1q tumor necrosis factor-related protein 3-like. The transcript has a single exon. The coding region runs from base 22 to 615 and encodes 197 amino acids. Gene Ontology annotation, molecular function: protein binding. Lineage: Eukaryota; Metazoa; Mollusca; Bivalvia; Venerida; Veneridae. The record is from RefSeq and is a predicted model, not a curated record.
CAACUGUUUCUGUGUCAUUGUAUGGAAAUAUUGGGAGCGAUUAACAUGGAUUUGAGAUUACAUUUUGCUUUAGCUGUCCUUUGCCUGACAGUACAAACAUCUAGAACUUCAACAUCUUUUAGAGACGUCAUCCUUCCGUCAACGAAAACAGACAUAGACUAUCAAAUCCAAUUAGAUGAAGAAAAAAGGGGACGCCGUUGUCGAAGAAGUUGUAGAAACGUUGCAUUUCAAGCAAGUGUCAGUCCGACAAUAAAGGAUAUAAAAGCUGAUGAAACAAUUUUAUUCGAAGAGAUCGAAACAAAUAUUGGAGGAGCUUUCGAUGCCAAAAGUGGAAUAUUUACAACACCAGUUGCGGGCACAUAUGUAUUCCAUUCGACGAUUUUAACGCCCCCAAGAUCGGUAGUUGAAACAGCACUUCAUGUCAACGGAGAAGUCAAGAUGCUGCUAUAUUCUGGCGAUAACUCGUUAUAUUCACCGGGUAGCAAUAUGGCAGUGCUUCAAUUAAAAGUCGGAGAUCUUGUGAAGAUGGUGAGAAACGGGCCGUGGGGGAAAACGCCAUUCACAAUACAUCGUGGGUUUAGCACGUUCUCUGGUUUCUUACUCCAGGCUGAUUAACUGUUCAUCAGAAAAUAGCUAUACUGGGUGUUAAAACAAGGUUCACAGUGAGUUUUCAUAACAUUUUGAGACCUUAAUAGAUGUGACAUUACAGAUCUUGAAAUAUGUUCUUUUGCAUGAACAAGUAAUCGUAAGAUUUUAUUCUUUAUUCCAGUGUUUAUUCAUUAAGUCGUUGUAUUUCAAGAAGUACUGAAAACAUGAAUCUGAAAUAUCAGCAAGACUAGUACUUAGCAAGCAGCUGGGACAAUAUUCAUAAGAUAAUCAUUAUACAUUGCACUAUAUGAAAGGGAUUUUCUACAUGAAGGUGGAUACAUACUCGCAGUCUCUAUUUCUCACGACGUAUGUCAAUUGUUCUUCUAUAUUCCGUUGUAUUUUACUAAAAUUCAUAUGUACUAUUAUAUGAGCGGUAUUCACUUUAAUUUUAUCGAUAUUCAUUUGUACUUUAGCGACAGUCAUUUGUUUUUACCGGAAUUCAUCUAUACUACAGCCAUAGUCAUUUGUAUUUAACCGGAAUAUUAUACUACAGCGAUUGUUAUUUGCAUUUCACCAGAAUUGGUUAAAACAGUUUUUUAUUGAUAUAAUUACAAUUGUUACAGUAAAUAAACAUAGAGUAUUGAGUAGGAAGCUAUAAGCUUUUUUAGAAACUCUCUCCCUUAAUUCUUCACCAGAAUUCAUUUAUACUACAGCGAAAGUUAUUUGUUUAAAUGGCUUAAAGAGUAGCGAAGAAGAAUGUACGAGAAUUCUUUGGAUUUUUUUCUAAUUUAGUUGAGGAAAAUGUAAUAGAAAUCUAUACUAUUUAUUCAAUACUGAUAAAUGAAAUUGUUUUGCAGUCUGUAAAUUUGUUAAGGAGAAUUGAAACGUGCUUUAUAUGUUUUCAUAUGUUCCUCUUUAUUUACUCUGAUUUACUUUGUGUUCUGCUGCAUAUUUCACUUUAAUAAUUGAUUAAUGUUUGCCUUUGCAAUCACCAUUUGCUAGUGUUUAAUUUCAACAUUUAAUGUGUAACUCAUCAUGCCAUAACUGUUAAUAAACAUUUACUCAGAUUUAA